This is a messenger RNA of Adelges cooleyi (spruce gall adelgid), 2848 nucleotides long. Its product is annotated as TBC domain-containing protein kinase-like protein. Gene Ontology annotation, molecular function: ATP binding; protein kinase activity; GTPase activator activity. Gene Ontology annotation, biological process: protein phosphorylation; activation of GTPase activity. The record is from RefSeq and is a predicted model, not a curated record. Bases 212 to 2671 code for a protein of 819 amino acids. The transcript is spliced from 2 exons. Lineage: Eukaryota; Metazoa; Arthropoda; Insecta; Hemiptera; Adelgidae.
AACAAUGUGUUAAACAUUUGAAUUAUCAAGCCUAAAGAAUUAAGCAAGAAUAUCUAAUUACUUAUAGAUGAAUAGUUUAGUGUAAAUAUUUAUUGUUUAUAAUGUUUACAAUUAAAGCUAAAUUUAAUUAGUUUUUUAAAUUUAAAACCAUUAGUAAUCACAUAUCGUUCUACCAUUCUUCAUGUUACUGUAAUUUGUUCAAGUUCUCAUCAUGACUUGUAAUUGUGUGGAUGCUUCCAUUACUCCAUUGUUUGGCGUACAGACAUUAUUUGCCGCUCAACAUACUUCCGAAUCCUGUGGCACUAAUGGUUUACCAUUAACUCCAAAUUCGAUUACAAUUUUGGGGCGAGCUCAAAGACUGCGUACUUUAAGCCAUUCAAAUUUAACUAUUCAUUUAGACUUCAUUCGCAAACAGCAUGGGCGUAUCAUUUUAAUAUCUCAAUGCUUUAACCACUCUCUGUGGACUGAAUCAAACUGUUGUUCAUUAUUACUGCCAUUGGACAAAAUUUUAUGCUGGAUACAUGAAGUUCUGUUAGCAUUAAGUUAUCUUAAUUCUAAUGGCCUGGUACACAGGUUUUUAACACCAGAAAAUAUAUUGCUAGAUGAGCAAGAUAAUGUUAAAUUAUUUAACUAUGGCCUUUAUUAUAUGACAAACAAUGGUAAAAACAUAAGUUUCCCUAUAGGUAAACUAAAAUACACAGCACCAGAAGUGCUGAUACUUGAUCAUAUACAAAAGAAAUCAGGUCCUAAAACUGAUUCUUGGUCAUUAGGUAUUAUUGUACUGGAAUUAGUUCUUGGAACACAGCUUUGGCCAACUCUUAAACUUAGUCAAAUUAUUCGAAAGAUUUUAUCAUUGACACAUUGUUCAGAUAUUGUUAUAAGAUUGGCCCGUGAAAUGGGUCGCUUAUCAAUGUAUCAAUCUCUGCCUAACGAACUCAAAGAUUUCCUUAGUAAAUGCAUAUGUAUAGAUGUUACUAAAAGAAUGCGGCCAAAAGAACUGUGUACACACCAGGUGUUUUCAUUAUUUGGCAGUUCUAAAAUAUUAAAGAAUAAAUGUUAUUCGUGUAAACAUCCAUUGAGAAAAAUGGAUCUUGCUCAAAUCUACUACUUGUGGAAAUUAGCAGGCGGCGAUGUAGAGUGGGCGUUAAAGAAAAAGGGAUUGAUGCGGAACGAAUCUUCUGUAUUACUUUUACCACGAUUAAUAACUCUCGAAGGAACUUUUUACGGCAUUGCACGUAAUCAAAGUUGUUUAAUGGAUUUGCAAGUAGUAGAGUUAUCUUUAGAUUUGCUCGCAAAUCGAUUGCAGCAUUUGCAAAUUACAGAUUAUGACCCAUUACUUGAAGAAUCAAAAGAGCGUUCUGACGUUACCAAUAAGCUACCAUUAGUUAUUCGAGAAAAAGACACUGAGUACCAAUUCCAUCGAGUAGUGUUGUUUGAUAGACUUUUAUCUGCUUAUCCUCAUGAAUUGGACAGACUACUUACUGAAGCCAAAAAAGAUAUUCCUCCUUAUUAUAGAGGAGAAAUUUGGACGUGUUUGUUGAAUGUGUCUGGUGAUACUGAAAGCACAUAUUUGGCCAUAGACAAAGAAACUGCUGGCGUUACAGACAGACAAAUAGAAGUUGACAUACCAAGGUGUCAUCAGUACAACGAUCUACUCUCAUCUCCUGUUGCCCAUAAAAUGUUAAAGCGCGUUUUGAAAGCUUGGCUUGUUAGUCAUCCUAAGUAUGUUUAUUGGCAGGGGCUAGAUUCGUUGUGUGCUCCAUUUGUGUAUUUAAAUUUUUGUAAAGAGCAUGUAGCAUACGGUUGUCUGACGGCGUUUGUUAAAAAAUAUUUAAAUGAUGUGUUCCUAAGAGAUAAUUCUUCCGUCAUACGGGAAUAUUUGAUCAAACUUUCUCACUUGAUUGCGUUCCACGAUCCAGAGUUGGCCAACCAUUUAGACGACAAUGCUUUCAUACCAGAUCUAUUUGCAAUUCCCUGGUUUCUGACCAUGUUUUCGCACGUUUUCCCCUUGCAUAAGAUAUUCCAUCUCUGGGAUAAACUUUUACUAGGUGAUUCUUCAUAUCCAUUAUUUGUAGGAUUAUCUAUCUUGAGUCAACUGCGCAACACUUUAUUGAACUCUGGCUUCAAUGAGUGCAUACUUUUGUUCUCAGAUUUACCUGAAGUAGAUAUUGAAAAAUGUGUUACAGAAUCAUCAAAGUUUUACGAGGCCACUCCCAGGUCCAUUACUUUUAGAAAACAUGAGUUGAGGAUAGAAACCCAAGAUUUAGACCCGUGUUUAACUUACCAGGUAUUACAAGGUGAAUUUUGCCCACGCAUAAGCGCUUAUGAUUUAUUAGACUUGAAAAGAUCUUGCAACAAGUUCCUGGUGGUAGAUACAAGGUCACAAGAGUGUUACGUAGAAAGGAGUAUACCAGGUAGUUUAAAUAUUUAUAUUACGGAGGAUCAGUUGAAAAAUGAAAAUUUUGAUCUGGAACCCAGUCCCGAGCUUAGUGCGCUGGUGAACAACAAGGGCAGUGUGUUGAUCGUAGUCGACAAAAUCGACAAGUUUGACAAAGUUCAAAAGUUUUGUCGAUUCUUAGUAUCGAAAGAUUAUCCGAAAGUGUGCUGUUUACAUGGUGGUAUUGAGUCCUUGGAAUCAUUUAAUAUAUUGGUACCUGCAAUACCAUUUUGACCAAGACAACAACAUUUUUAAUUUAGUUGUUAAAAAAUUUAAGCUUAUAUUGUUAUUAUUAUUUUUAUUGAUAUUUAAUAUAUUUUUUGUACUAACUUUACUAAUGCACAAAAAACUUGUUAUAAUCUAUUUAAGUAUGAUUUAUUUUGUUUAUAUCAUUAUUUAAAAAAAUCCUAA